AGCAUGCUCGGUGGACCGUGACAUCAUCACCACAUGGCUGCGCCGCAUGCAAAGCAGCUGGAAGGUUCCUGUUCGACGCCGAGCUGCAGAAUCACAGCAGGACGAGGCGCAGAGCAACGCGGUCAUGGGCAAGGUCAACUCGCGGCCGAAGCUUUUCCCCGGAGACAUCGUGGAGUAUCCCAGGAACAAAUACUUCUCCCAUUUCGGGAUCUACUUCGGGGAACGGGACGGCGUUCCCUACGUGGCUCACCUGACCUGCAGAGACGCCGACACCAAGAUCCCGCUGUUCGGCCGCGCCCUGAGGUCAGAGGUCAAGCUGGAUCCUCUGGAGCUGCUGGGGAGUAAUACAAAGGUCAGCAACAUGCUGGACGGGUCGCAUUCCCCCAGAGACUUCCACUCGGUGGUGAAGCCCGCCAUCGAGGACAUGCUGGGCCGAGACGUGACCUUUGACAUCCUGUUCCACAACAGUGAGCACCAGGCCACACUAUUCAGAUACGGAGUCAAAAAGUCCCAGCAGAUUGAACUGGUCUACGAACACAUCAUGCCGUCCUGGAAGAAGCUGUUUGAGGAGAAGAAGCUGUGAGCUGUUCUGCCACUAGAGGGAGCCGUCUCCUGCAUUUCCAAUCUCAUCCUUCCACUAAACUUUCACACCUUUAGAAAUACUGCUCCUCUGCUUUUCCAUCCAUUCAUGGUCCGUUCUCCGACUGAAGCACGAAAGUGAAUUUUAAAACUUGAAUAUUAGUGACUUUGUUGCAGAGAAAGUAUUUUUGUCUUCCAGAUUAAAAGUGUCAGAUUUUUAAAUUUUUACUAUUUUAAAAAGUUUCUUUUAUGUUUUCUGGACUGCAACACAUCCACAUUUCUUUCAAUGUUUUGCUUUACAUUUUAAAAAAUGUUUUUAUUUCUGUAAACAUUUAUUUUCUUCUCUUUGAAAUGAUUUUGAAGGCCAUAAUGUUUCUUUAGACAACAUGGACAACUUGAAAUUGUCCAUGUUGAUAUUGAAGCUGAGAUCUAAAUAACAGUCAUUUAUUAUUGACGACCAAUCGAUCGUCAAUCAGCUUCCUGUUUCCUGUACGUUCUGAGCAGAUGUCAAAUAAUCUUUGAU
Poeciliopsis prolifica (blackstripe livebearer) is the source of this 1102-nucleotide messenger RNA. RefSeq names its product phospholipase A and acyltransferase 1-like. The record is from RefSeq and is a predicted model, not a curated record. The coding region runs from base 47 to 583 and encodes 178 amino acids. The transcript has 5 exons. Gene Ontology annotation, cellular component: cytoplasm. NCBI's taxonomy places the organism in Eukaryota, Metazoa, Chordata, Actinopteri, Cyprinodontiformes, Poeciliidae. Gene Ontology annotation, molecular function: glycerophospholipid phospholipase A1 activity; A2-type glycerophospholipase activity. Gene Ontology annotation, biological process: N-acylphosphatidylethanolamine metabolic process.